Bradysia coprophila is the source of this 939-nucleotide messenger RNA. RefSeq names its product eukaryotic translation initiation factor 6 (gene eIF6). The record is from RefSeq and is a predicted model, not a curated record. Gene Ontology annotation, biological process: cytosolic ribosome assembly. NCBI's taxonomy places the organism in Eukaryota, Metazoa, Arthropoda, Insecta, Diptera, Sciaridae. Gene Ontology annotation, molecular function: ribosome binding.
GUGUGGCUGCCAACAAUCUGUCAAAAAAUCAUCUCGCCUCUGCGUAAAUUCUGCCGCUGUCAUUUAAUUGAAAUUAAGUUUUGUGCAUUGAUUUAAAUCGGAAACGAAAAUGGCAUUACGGGUACAAUUCGAGAACAAUGACGAUAUUGGUGCAUUCAGUAAAUUGACAAACAGUUAUUGUCUGGUGGCAAUUGGUGGAGCCGAAACAUUUUACAGUGUCUAUGAGGCUGAAUUGGCUGAAACAAUACCGGUUAUCCAUGCCAGUAUAGCUGGAUGUCGUAUAAUUGGCCGAAUGACAGUGGGAAACAAAAAUGGGUUACUGGUACCCAGUUCCACCACUGACGUUGAAUUGCAACAUUUGCGAAAUAGUUUGCCGGAUGAAGUAAAGGUGCAACGCGUUGAGGAAAGACUGUCGGCAUUGGGAAACGUUAUUGCGUGCAACGAUUAUGUAGCUUUAGUACAUCCAGAUCUCGAUAAGGAAACAGAGGAAGUCAUUGUAGAUACGCUGAAUGUAGAAGUAUUUCGACAAACUGUUAACCAGAACGUUCUCGUUGGAACAUACACAGUGCUCAGCAAUCAGGGUGGUUUGGUCCAUCCGAAAACGUCGAUGCAAGAUCAGGAUGAAUUGUCUUCUCUGCUGCAAGUACCUUUAGUCGCGGGAACAAUAAACCGUGGAAGUGAAGUUAUUGGUGCCGGAUUAGUGGUUAACGAUUGGUGUGCAUUCUGUGGCAUGAAUUCAACAUCGACAGAGAUUUCAGUGGUUGAGAGUGUGUUUCGAUUGAAUGAUGCUCAUCCCACUGCCGUUUCGAGUAAACUUCGAGCCACGCUGAUCGAAGCAAUGUCUUAAGCUCAACAAAGUAAACAACAACAUUCUUUUCUAUCAACAGUUGGGGUGAUCCACAAUAUAUUAAUUUUUGGUAAAUAAAAUUGCUGUUGCAA